GUGAUUAAAAAGAAUUUGCGUUUGCAGAAUUAGACGCUGUUAGCACCGAGACGAGUCAGCGAAGCUCGAUGUCAGAAUCACAAGCACAAGCCUGUAGCCAGUCCUCGGUAAAGGCUAGGAUCGACGCUUUCGUACAGAAGAAUUCGAACCUCGACGAGCAGAAGAACAAACUGAGAGAAGAGUCGUUCGAAUUACUGCGGAAAUUACGGCGAUAUAAUGAAAUGGAAACUGCAGGCACUGAGAAAUGUCAACACUACCGCGGCUUGGAAGCAACUCACGAGGAAUCCAUCGAGGCUUCUAGAAUACUCCUCUGCAAGAAGCGAGAGGAGAUCAAGGAGAUUGACGGCGUGGCAGAUCGGAGCCAAAGACUGCGAACAAAUGAACUACUGAUAUUCGAAAACAGGGUUGCCGAGGCGGUGCCAAAGUUUCUAAAUGCCUUGACCUAUUACUCCACGGACAAUGUAACGGCGGUCAUUGAGAAUACCAAACGUGAGAACCAAGAAUUUCAGGAAGGAAUCGCAAUGGUUGAUCGAGAAGUCCAUGCUCUGAUGUCUAAGUAUGAGAUGAAGGAAGGGAUUGUGAGCGCAAUACCGAGUCACGAGUUAGAACUAACGGAUUUACAGAAGCUUAAAGAUGCUUGGAACAAAGCGAAUCAGAGCAGAAAUUCGGAACGGAAACGAACUGAACAUCUGAAUAAACAACUUCAGGAAACGGCAAAGCGUAACGAUAGGAAAAUGGCUCGGCUCCUUAGCGAGAACGCAUAACUCCGUGCGAUUCGCAUUAUUCUAAUUAUACUCCAAAUUAUAAGACACUCUGCAUAAUAUAAUACGUA
Molecule: messenger RNA, 832 nt
Organism: Diprion similis
Lineage: Eukaryota; Metazoa; Arthropoda; Insecta; Hymenoptera; Diprionidae
Exons: 5
Coding region: 69-764 (231 amino acids)
Source: RefSeq, a predicted model, not a curated record